AAAAUAACGAAUUUAUUUAAACUCGCAUUUAAAGACUUGUACAGUAAACAUGUCGAAAAAAGGCGUCAGUGCGGAAGAAAAGCGAACGAGACUGCUGCAAUUAUUUUACGAAAAAGGAGAAUGUUUCCAACUGAAAGAACUGGAGAAAAUAGCGCCCAAGGAAAAAGGAAUUGUAGCCGGAUCGGUUAAAGAAGUACUACAAAAUCUAGUCGAAAACGGUUUAGUCGAUACCGACAAAAUCGGUACCUCCAUUUAUUAUUGGGCCUUUCCCAGCAAAGCUUUCACUUUGAGGAAAAACCAAAUGCAAAAACUCAAACAAAACACCGAAGAAACCAUCAACAAACUAAAAGCUAUGGAGGAUGCAUUACAAGCCGUAAAAAACACCAACGACGAUAACUCUUACGCAAACAUCCUAGAAGAAUUAAACGAUAAAGAAAUGGAAUUAUCCGCGUUGAAAAACCAAUUGAAGCACUACGAAGAAAACGAUCCCGUUAAAUUCAAGGAGAUGCUCGAUAAAACCGAAGAACUCAAGAACGCCGCAAACCGAUGGACAGACAACGUGUUCGCCGUAAAAUCCUGGUGCAAAAAGAAAUUUCUCAUGGAAGAUGCCGUUCUGAACAAACAAUUCGGAAUAUCCGACGAAUUCGAUUACGUAGAUUAAACUUUAAUUUAAUUACUAAAAAAACUUACCGCUGUACUUUGAAGAUCGAUUAUACGAACCAAGUUCGGCGAAGAUCCGCCCGUAACAAUGAAAUCCUUAGAUAAAUACUUGCCACAGUACAACUAUGUAAAUAAAACAUUGGUUACUAUAAUCG
Messenger RNA from Phyllotreta striolata, 815 nucleotides. NCBI's taxonomy places the organism in Eukaryota, Metazoa, Arthropoda, Insecta, Coleoptera, Chrysomelidae. The record is from the annotation of a GenBank genome assembly.